CUCUCUCUCACCGAAGUAAAAUUCUAACAAGAUAAUAUAUGGGUUUUGUUCUAUUGUCCCAAUAUUUCCAAUCCACACAAAUCCAUUGGUUUUGGAAUUUUCAAAAUUUUGGGUACUUCCCUCACAGAAAAAUGGAAAAAAUAACAUAGAUUUUGAGUUUGGAGUUAUUUUUUCCCCUUCUUGAGGGAGAAGUAAGCUGCAUUUGAUUUCGUUGCUUUUAUUUAAGAUUUUAUUGAAAUGGAGUGUUUUUAUUGAUGGGUUUUGGUUGGAUUUUUCAUAGGCAUUGCCAUUUUUUUUUUGCGGUUUUGGGUGGGUUGGCUUGUAGAGAGAUUUGGUGUUUUUGGGGGUCUUUUAAUGUGUUUCUCUUUUUGAUUUCUGUCUUUGGGUUUUUGGUUUUCUGUUUUUUGGGCUAGUUUUGGGAUUGGAUUUAUUGGGUUUUGGGUAGGGAAGUUGCUGUUUUUGAGGGGUUUUUGAUGGGUUUUUCUGAGUGAUUUCUGUUUUUGGGUUUCUCUCCUCUUUCCCGUUUCUGGUUUUUCUUUGUUUGAUCAGUGGAUGCUAUGUGCUGGGGCCGUGGGGUUUGGAUCUCACCAUUGAUUGUUUGAUCUGUUCCUCAUGCUUGUCCGUUUGGUCUUUUGGGUGUUUUGAUUUUACCUUUGAUUCUUCUUAAUUUGCAAGUUUCUGGGUGUUUUGUGCCUUUGGGUUUGCAUAAUUGCUGUUUGUGCAUUCAUGGGUCUGUAUUUGGAAUUGAAUGCAAGGGAGAGGAUGUUUUUAAGUUAUUUUCAUUUUUCGUUUGUCGGAGUCCGAGGGUGAGAGAAAUGGAUAUAUGGUUUGUUGCGGCAGCUGCUGGUGCUGGAUAUUUAGCCAAGUACUGGAAGAAUGUGGUGAAGGAUAAGGAAGCUUCAUCGGAAUCGGACAUUGGGAAAUCGAGUAAUGAAAAGUCCGAUUUCAUGCCUUUGUUGGAUAAUAAACAGAUUGGUCAGAAGAGAGCAGGUCCUGGAAGAUUGGGCUCCCAUGAUCGGAGCUGGAUUUUUCGAAGGCGUGCCUGCAGGUACUUCGGCCAUGAGUCUUCUUCGAAUGUGGAAGAUACGUCGUGUGUGGAUGUUUCGGGUUCUUUGACAGAUGAAGUCGCUUCUACUAGUGGAGUAGAUGGCGGAACUUUGAGAAAUUCAGGGGAAUGUGAUGAGCGGAAUGCAUUUUCUUUGUUGAGCAUGCCGUCGCCACAGUUUCCUAUGAAGGAAAAUCAUCAAGAGGGUGAGAAUAAGAUCAAUGGAAAUAGUGAUUUUGCUGAUAUAUCUGGUUAUGAAUCGAAUGACCAUGCCAAUGCAUUGCAUUCCGAGUUUUAUCAAAGAAAAUUCAGCGCCGGAUUUGAAUUUGGCAGAGUUAGAAGCUCCCGUAAUGGUAAAUGGCGUCGCAGGUAUUCUUCCAUUAGACCGUUGAGUUCACUGGAGAGCUGUGUUGUUGCUCAGAUGUAUAAAGAGCAUGUUGAAAUGGAAGAGUAUGUUUUCAGUUCACUUCAGACACCGCCAUCUAUGCCAAAGAUGAGACCUUUUAUUAUAACCGAUGGGAACCGUAUAAUCAGCAAGGGAAGUAAUGAUGCUUCGAGUGUGCGGUUUGAUAGUCAGGACCGUUGGUUGCAUGUAGAGGAUAGGGUGAAAUCGAGAGAGAAGGAAAUUAUGAUUGGGAUCCCGCCUCUUUCUAAAGCGGGAUUGAUAGAGCUUCCAAGGAAGCAGGAAAAACAGAAAGGAAAGGUGCAUGGUGGACGAGCAAAUGGUUAUGAUGCAGGCCAUGUUUGUGAAAAAUUACCUUCACAAGGAUCGCCUGAUGGGAUUGGGAUGUACCUGUUUUGUCUUGGGAUUGGCAUUGGUGUUAUGUAUACCACUCUAUCGAAUAAAAGAGAAGUAGACAACUUGAAUGAGUUGUUGAAACAAACCCAAAACCUUGUGCAAGAUUUACACGAGGAGCUAGAGAUGAAAGAUUUGAUGACGGUGAAGGAGCUAGUGAAUGAAGCUUGUGGAUUCGAAGAAAUUAGUGAUCCUUCUGCUGAAAUCAAGGGAUCAAUCAGCCCCCACUCGUAUCCGGCUCAAACUAUAUAUUCCCCUGACCAAGAACCUGAUGAAUCUAUCCCAUCCGAUGAUAACAGGGAGCAUGCUCAGGAGGGAGAGAACUCAGAUUCUAUGAGUAAAAUUGAGGCAGAGCUUGAAGCUGAAUUGGAGAGAUUGGAAAUGAACAUGAAUGCUUCUAGUCUAGAGAGAAGGUUGUCUGAUCUCGGUGAGCUUGAUCCGGACCUUGUAGCGGAUGUUGUUCAUGGAGAACUGAGAGCAGACAUGAUGAAUGGCGGUACUGACUCUGACAACCAUGAAGAAACGAAUGGCAGCUCCACUGCUCACACGCAGCCUGCCAACUACGCUGUCUCACCCACAGAGCUGAGCCUGCGACUACAUGAGGUCAUCCAGUUGAGGCUAGAGGAACGGAUCUCAGAGCUCGAAUCAGCACUCCAAGACAGCCAGAAGCGGCUGCGCUUCGUGGAAGCCGAGUGGAUGAACUCUCAGAGGGGCUUAUCGAACAGUGAUGUAGGAUCUCCAUCCACCCAAGAGAGCCUGACCAUGAUCGAACACGGCGAUGCCAUGGCCCACCCCUUGUUUCUCAAUCUAUCAGGGGACGCGCUGAAUGCAUACAAUGAGGCUUACAUGGAGUUCAUGGGGAUAGAGACGGAUGAAGAGCGGUCACUGUCCAUGAUCAAUGGAAGUAGGGAGAUCAAUGGUGGGCACGAUCCAGCGGGUCAGAUUGGUGGGGCACGAAAUGGGUCAUUGCCAUAUCUUGAAAUAAGUCAGAGGGAGCCAGUCAACAUUGAAGUGAGCGAAGAUGAGGACAACAACAACGACGAUGAAAUCGGUAAGCUGUUGAUUAAGCAAAUUGUAGAGAAAACAAGGCAAGGUUCACCAGUUGUCCUAAAUGCUCAAAGAAUGCUAUUUUCAAUGGAUGAACAGCUACCAUUUGAAUGAAUUUCUUUUAUUUUUUGCCAUAG
Messenger RNA from Magnolia sinica, 3025 nucleotides. RefSeq lists its product as uncharacterized. The coding region runs from base 816 to 3002 and encodes 728 amino acids. Gene Ontology annotation, biological process: asymmetric cell division. NCBI's taxonomy places the organism in Eukaryota, Viridiplantae, Streptophyta, Magnoliopsida, Magnoliales, Magnoliaceae. The transcript has 3 exons. The record is from RefSeq and is a predicted model, not a curated record.